AUGACCCCUCUUCUUAGCUCUCUUAUAGUAAGCGCUGGUCUAGCAGCGGCAGCCAAGACCAACAAUUUCCCACUUCCUGAAGGCUACCACCGUUACGCACCUCGCUCAAACGAGAUUAAAUGGGGGGCAUGUUCUAGUAGCUCGGUCACCGGUCGUGAAUGUGCUCGCUUUGAGGUCCCACUUGAUUGGCAUAACGCAACAGCCGGCAAAGCAUCUCUUGCGCUUGCUCGGUACAAGGCGAUCAACAAGCCGAAAUUGGGUACUCUAUUCACCAACCCGGGUGGACCAGGGGGUAGUGGUGUGGCUUCUGUUUUGGGCGAAAGCGCAGAUCUUCUGAUGACUGCUUCCGGUGGUCGGUAUGACAUUGUCAGCUGGGAUCCACGUGGUGUCGGGGAUACCGUGCCCCUAGCCGAAUGCUUCAAGACAGGGACGGAAGAGAAGAACUUCUGGAAGGGCACCAUUGCCAGCUCGGGGCUGGAGGCGGGCGGAAACUUUACCGACAAACGUGACCUGGAUACGUUCUAUGGUCAAGUGGAUGAAAUAGAUUCAUUACUUAAGAAGCUUGGGCGCAAAUGUAUCGAGUACAGCCCGGAUACGUUCAAAUAUAUUGGUACUGCGGCGGUGGUUCGCGACAUGGUUGCGGUUCAUGAUAUACUCGAAGGUAAAGAAAAGGCGAUUAACUAUUGGGGAAUAUCAUAUGGGACUGUGAUCGGGUCCUACUUUGUUAAUAUGUUUCCCAAUCGCGUUGGACAAAUCGUGUUGGACGGUGUCGUCGAUCCCGUAUAUUGGGCCAAUCGUCCCCCUCAUUUAUUAUGGGAUGUUUCCCUCAUCUCAAGUGACGAGGCGUUUGAUGGAUUUUGCAGCGCAUGUGCCCUUGCCGGUCCUUCGGGGUGUGCGAUAGCAAAGGAGAAUUCUACAGCAUCCAGUGUUCGUCAAUGGACACAGGAACUGCUCGAUAAAGCCUACGAGCACAAGAAGACACUUGGUUCCAAGGCAAAAGUAACUUCUGCAGAGAUCCGAAGUUUCCUUUUCGACUCUAUGUAUGCCCCAAAGUACUGGCAAUAUACUGCCCAAGAACUUGCAUACUACCAUGAUAUACUUUCGGACACAAAGUCCUUCGCCAACGCAAGUCACGUAAGGCGUACUCCUAUCACAUUGCGUCGUGGCAACAAUAAUACCAGUGCUGGGGCUAUAACUGCAAGUGACAUUGCCCCGAACUACUCCUUCCAAGGCGUAACUUGUGCGGACGCGAUUGAUGCCAACAAUGUUACGACUAAAGACGUGUUUGAUAUGCUGGUCAACACCACACGGAAUGUCAGCCCGAUGUUUGGUCCUAUUUGGGGCGACGCUGGAUUCUACUGCCACCACUGGCCUGCAAGUUAUUUAAAGAUCUCAAGUCGCCAUCCCACCGCUAACCGCCUACUAGGCAACGAAGCGGAUCCAAUCACACCUCUCGUCGGUGCAAAGAACGUUGCUGAUGCUUUGGGUAACUCCGCUGCCCUAAUCGAACAGGAUGACUAUGGGCACUCUUCCCUUGCAAUGCAUUCAAACUGUACCGUGGCCGCUCUUCAAAACUAUUUUGUGGAUAACAAACUUCCGACUCAAGAUCUUUUCUGCGGAACAAACCAAGUUCUCUUCCCGACAAAUGGGGGAGCCAUUACCAAGAAAAUAGUAGAUCGAACGAAAUUGGCCUCAAACGCCAAGGCAGUGAAGUCAUCUUAA
Rhizoctonia solani is the source of this 1722-nucleotide messenger RNA. RefSeq names its product Abhydrolase domain-containing protein. Bases 1 to 1722 code for a protein of 573 amino acids. Lineage: Eukaryota; Fungi; Basidiomycota; Agaricomycetes; Cantharellales; Ceratobasidiaceae. The transcript has 12 exons. The record is from RefSeq and is a predicted model, not a curated record.